Molecule: messenger RNA, 2729 nt
Organism: Nothobranchius furzeri (turquoise killifish)
Lineage: Eukaryota; Metazoa; Chordata; Actinopteri; Cyprinodontiformes; Nothobranchiidae
Product: PI-PLC X domain-containing protein 1
Biological process (GO): lipid metabolic process
Molecular function (GO): phosphoric diester hydrolase activity
Source: RefSeq, a predicted model, not a curated record
GUUUGUACGUCGUUUCUGGAACAAAUAUGAAUAAUAAAGCUUACUGUUGAGUUUGUGAGACAGGGUGAAUAUUUCUAGAGAUGGAGGACACGUCGCUGGUCGGAGGACACGCGGACUGGAUGUCCCUUCUCCCGGAAGAGCUGCUGGAUGUCCCGCUGUGGAACCUGGCCAUCCCCGGGAGCCAUGACAGCAUGGCCUUCUGCCUGGACAUUUCCUCCCCGAUCGUCAGAUCGGAGCCUUUCCUCCUCAGACUCGUCGACCGGCUCUUCCCCUGCUGGACCCGGCCCUGCAUUUACCGCUGGUCGGCCACACAGCAAUCCAUCCUCAGGGAUCAGUGUGAUCUGGGAAUUCGGUUCUUAGACCUGCGGAUCGCCAAGAAGCCCGCAGGGAGCAGCAAACUCUUCUUUGCCCACGGCAUCUACACACUAAUGACGGUCAAGGAGGCUCUGGGUGAACUCGACACGUGGCUGGACGCUCAUCCUAAAGAGGUCGUCAUCCUUUCCUGCUCUCACUUUCAAUCUCUGACUGAUGAAGACCACAGACAUCUGGUGGAGUUCAUGAUCUCUCUCUUCGGCAGGAAGCUCCUCUCCCCACAGUACGUUUCUACUCUGCAUUCCUGUUGGUCCAAAGGUCAGCAGGUGAUUGUCGCCUAUGACAACCAGCAGGUGGUGCAGCAGCAUCCUGAGUUGUGGUCUGGGAUCCCUUACUGGUACGCCGAUAGCCCAGAUCCAAAGACGGUGAUCGAUUAUCUAGAUGCAAAGAUACACCAGGGAAGACCAGAUGGUUUUUACGUCUGCGGUCUGAACCUGACAGAGAAUGCAUUUUACAUCUUCCUCCAUCCUCUCCAGAGCUUGAGGACGAUGACGAUGAAGGCGCUUUUGCCACUGCUCAAAUGGACCGCCGAGCAGCGACCUGGACCUGAAGGGGAGGGGGUCAACAUUGUGUGCUGCGACUUUGUGGGCAUCAGUCGGUUCUGUUCAGUCGUGAUCAACUUGAAUCAUAAGCUGGUGGGUGGGAGGAGGGGCACUAACGACCAUCUCUGCAGCUCUCACUAAGCAGCAGGACGUGAUUGUGCCAUACCACACAGUGAUGCUGCUGGACUAAGUGCUCUCAAUGGUGCCUCUAGGAGGUGCACAUGAUGUGGGCCAGGGUUCUGAGGAAGUAAGAGACCAGAACAUCAGGAACAGUUUCCUCAAAUGAUCAUGGGACCCAGUUCCUUGUUUUAUUUAAUAGAUUAUCUCAGGCUAUUUAAAAGAACACUGUGAACUAGUUUCAUUGGUUUUGAUUGACUAUUGUGAAGCAGUGCUAAUGUUGCUAUAGCAACCAGACUCUUGUCCAAUACCCCUACUAGCAGCACCCACUAGGCCAGCUCAGUGGCCUAGUGUUAUGAGUGUCCGCCCUGAGACUGGCAGAUUAUGGAUUCAAAUCCACAGUCGGGUCAUACCAAAGACUUUCCAAAAAUGAGACCCUCCUUUCUUGACACUCAGCAUUAAGGCAUUGGAUUGGGGGGUUAAACGUCCAUCAAAUGGUUCCCGAGCGCAGCCACUGCUGCAGCUUACCGCCUCCCCAGGGGAUGGGUCAAAUGUGGAUAGCAAAUUUCACACACCCGUGUGAAAUAGUGGGACUUAAAGUUUAAUCACAUUGAUAGCUUUAUAGUGCAGCGUAUUCACAAUGCUGCUGCUAGAGUCUUAACAAGAGCAAGAGAACCAAGCACGUCACUCUUGUUCUUAAAGUGCUACUACUAGAUUAUAAAUCACUCAAUGGCAUGGGAUCAAAUACAUGUUUGAUCUCCUUUCUGUAUGCACACCCAGCAGGGCUCUGAGAUCCUUAGGAAACAGUCAGCUGGUAGAACCGGGUCAGAACCAAACAGGUGAAGCUGCUUUUCUGCUCACAGAUGGAACCGGCUUCCUCAUGACCUCAAAUCUGCCCCAACUCUAGUAACUAUUAAAUCAAAAUUGAAAACUUCCAUGUAUUCAUCAGCCUUUGAAUGAAAGUCUCUUAUGCUGCACCUUUUGCACUGACUUACUUUACCUUUGCCUUUUUUUCUGGUUUAAUCUAUUUUUGUUCUUUAAUUGUGCUGUCGUGUUCAUUUGUACUGUUCUCACUAUUCUCGUUAAUGGAAAGCCCAUUGAAUUGCCUCUGUGUGUGAAACGUGCUAUACAAAUAAUGCUACCUUGCCUUUAGUAAUAAAUAGUAUUUAGCAAGCCUUUUGGCCAUGACAGGACUUUAGUUACACACUUUGCUUAUUAUGUCUCCGUUUCAUUGUUGAGCUCAAAUUUGUCAAUAACUUUUAAUUAUGUGCUGGUUGUUUCUAACAAAGUUGUACUUUUGAACUCUUUUGCUUUUUCUUAGUUUGAUAUUGAAUCAAACUAUUUUUAAACCAAUUUUUUAAGGGAAAUUUACACGGGACACUGCUAUGAAGUAGUAUAUGUGUACAUACGUGUAUAUAUACAUAUGGAAAUAAAAGGCGUUAUUCUCAGUCAUGCAUUAUUUGUGUGUAUCUGUUGUAAAAUGAUUUACCAUGAACUGCUUUGAGUUUUUGACAUUUACAGUAAUUCCUGAUGUACUGUGUAACGGAAUCAAAGUGAUGUAACUAACCAAAGUUGUAUUUUAAUACAGUGUUAGUAGUUCACUUUUUAUAAACAGAAGAAUAGGCUGUUUUUAUCAUCAGGGAGUUUAAUUAAACACUCUGUAUUGACUUUGAGACAAUAAAAGAGAGAGAGAUGGGA